Molecule: messenger RNA, 1007 nt
Organism: Aspergillus candidus
Lineage: Eukaryota; Fungi; Ascomycota; Eurotiomycetes; Eurotiales; Aspergillaceae
Exons: 1
Source: RefSeq, a predicted model, not a curated record
CCCACAUUCCCUGGGAAUUUCUUCCCAUACUCUUCGUGCUUUCAGAAGAAACAGAGAAAAACAGAGAAGGAGAAGCCAGAAAGAAAGACAAGACUUGCGUUAAUUUACUAUAGAGCUCAUCGUCACCCCGCUCCUGACCGGGAUAUCUUCCACCCACAGCAUCUAUGCCCACUAACCACCCCGUAGCAGCUGUCAGGAUAUGCUACGCCACAUCGUUACAAUAAUGCUCCCUUUUUCCUCUCUGAUUUUCGUUUUCUACAAUGACUGAUUUUGCUCAUUUCUUGCACUAUGAUUUACUAAUAAGUUGAGGUCGCUCACUGAUUAGGGGGGAGAUCAGUGGACAAGAACCAGUAUCGGGUUCUAAAGGGACCGGACCUUACCUUGCCGAUCACAUCGACGUCUGACCUAUUGCUCCAAUUAUUUCAUCUUUCUGAUUGACAGGAAGAGAACAGAAGGAAACACUCACACGGGUACUGAUCCAGACGAAAGUAUUAUUUGAAUACUUUAAUAAUAAUAUUGUCAUCAUUGUUAUUACAAUUAUCAGCAGAUUGGUAAUGUUUAUACUGACAACCGGUCCAUGAAUUCAAUUGGAGAAGAAAGAAAGUCGACGCGAGUGAUUAUGUCAUUCCCGGUACUGCCACCCCACUCCGCCUGCUGUUUUCUCCCGAUCAGUUGCCGCUCAACACAAGCCGACCUGUUCGAAUCAUUCUCGACCGUGACGAGACUGACUUGCUUCUCCCUGUGCUCUGCCUCCAAUUUACUUACUGGAGUUGUACUCUUUUUUUGGAUCCUUGAAUUCUUUGAGUGACUCUUACUCUUUCUAUCUCUUUUUGGAUCCUCUGGUCUUCUCUCUCCACGUUCCCCCCAUUUCUGCCUUCCACCCACUCCAUUUGCCUCCACUCGCUUUGUCUCCCAAGCGAAACACUCACCCCCCCCUUUCUCUUCCUUCUCUCCUCAUUCAGAUCGGAAGGGGAAUUUUAUUAUUAUUAUUAUUAUCAUUUACCAUU